Ciona intestinalis (vase tunicate) is the source of this 573-nucleotide messenger RNA. Lineage: Eukaryota; Metazoa; Chordata; Ascidiacea; Phlebobranchia; Cionidae. The record is from RefSeq and is a predicted model, not a curated record.
AUGCUUUUACCACGCCACGUUAUAUCUGCAACAACUGCAGUCACUUUAAAACGCCACAUAAGAGACCAUAUCAAAGCUAGUGAUUUAAAGCAACUUAAUUUUACUAAAGACUCUGAAAAUAGAACAGUUGUUUACACUGACGGCUGCUGUCUGUUCAAUAACUCAACUGUUGAACAGAGACAGUCAGGGUUAGGAGUCUUUUGGGGCGUAGACCAUGUUUUAAACUUAUCUUUGCCGAUUUUUGGUAAAGUACUGACUUCAAACCGUUCUGAAAUAUUAGCCGUCCAUGCCGCGAUUUUAACUGCAAUGCAACUUGGUUGGAAAGAUUUAAGCAUUUGUUCCGACUCCAUGCAUGUGAUAAAUAGUUGCCAAACUUGGCUUAAGUGGUGGGCUGUAAAUAACUGGAAUACUUCUACUGGAGCAAAAGUAAAGAACCUUGAUCUGUGGAAACCUUUACAGAGAGAUUUAAAGCGAUUAAAUGUCAGCUUUACAAAGCAAGGGGAAGACAGCAAUGGAAUACAAAUGGCUCACAAUCUUGCUAAUGCUGGUGCAAAAAUAUCAAGAGCAACUUAA